AUGCCUCUACCAGGUGACCAACACCGCGACACGCCCGCCACGACCAACCCAUUCCACGACCCCAAACACCACAUCUCCGAAUACACCGCCCAAGAAAUCGCCACCCUUCAGUCCCGACUCGAGAAACAACUAGGUCCCGAAUAUAUAUCGACUCGACCAGGCAACGGAGGGGGAAAAGUCCACUACUUGGCUGCCGAGAAAGUCAUCAAUCUUGCCAACGAGGUAUUCGGCUUCAACGGCUGGAGCUCUUCCAUCCAGAAUGUGCAGAUCGAUUUCGUCGACGAACAUCCGCAGAGUGGCAAGAUAACCCUAGGACUCAGCACAAUCGUGCGAGUGACGUUAAGGGAUGGGACGUUUCAUGAAGACAUAGGGUACGGCCACAUUGAGAACUGCAAAGGCAAGGCAGCAGCGUUCGAGAAAGCGAAAAAGGAAGCGGCGACCGAUGCACUCAAAAGAGCAUUGCGGAAUUUCGGCAACGUGCUGGGCAAUUGUCUGUAUGACAAGGACUAUCUGCAGAAGAUCACAAAAGUAAAGGUUGCACCCAGUAGAUGGGAUGCAGAUAAUCUACACAGACAUCCGGACUAUGCGCCCAUCAAGAAGGAGAGUAUAGCGGGUAAUGAGGCGGUGCAGCAGGAGAAGGCGACGGCGGUCGCGAGACAAUCGAGCGUGCAGUCAGGCGUGUCGUAUGGAUCCGCUGAAUUCGAGGAUGACUUCGGUGGUAGCGGUUUGGAUGAUGUGGACUUCACUCAUCCCGAUGAGGUACGGCUGGAUGAUACGACCAUGCAAGCUCCCGAGACACCUGCACAGAGAGCUAUCAAUGGUCCGCAACAGGCACAGCGGCAGGGUGUACCGAGAAUGCAUUCGAUGCCACAAUUACGGCCACCAAAUGUGCAAUCACCCCAGCGUGCGCAGGGACCACCAGCACCGCAGAGGCCACCAGGAGUGCAGAAUGUUCCACAGCAGCAGCAGCAAGUCCCCAAUCGCAUGCCGCCACCAUUACAGGCAGCUCAACAACGAGCUAUGCAGCAGCAGCAGCAGCAUCAAGCAAAUAUGAUGCAGAAACCACAGCAACAGCAACACUCGCACUCCGAAGCGCCUCGUACAAACUCCAACCCGUCCUCAGCAACAACAGUAGCCGACUCACCCUCCAACAUCCCACCAAACGAAACAGUCCCAUCCAUAACCGGCCAAGACCUCGACGACCGCGGCCUCCCCAUCCCCCGACAACCACCCCCGGACAUCCCUGCAGGAUUUGUAACAGGCCGUAGUGUGGACCUCCUCAACAGACCUCCAGACACCCGUCCCACCGACGCCAUCCGCGCCUUUGACCCCCACGCCGAGAGCCCGAGUAUCCGACGCACGCACGGUGUGAAUCCGGGGAAGAGUGCGCCGGUGACGAGGACGGCCUUGUCCACUACCGGGGCGACAGGAGGAGGAGGAGGAGGAGGACUACCACCCGGCGCCCAACGAGCGCCUAUACAAGCGCAUGCCGGCGCUACGACAUCAGCAAACCGCAGCGGAACCGACUUUGUCAACCCUUCCUUAGACAUAAGUAGACGCAUCGGCGCCCCACAGCAAGCAGGCGGGCUUUCGAAUCGAGGAGCUUAUCGGCCUCCGUCGGCUGUGGUGCCGGUUAAGAGGCCGCCGUUGGCUGAUGUGAGUAAUUUGCCUGCUCAGAUGGAUGGGCCGGGGGAUGCGAAGAAAGUGAAGUUGGGAGGGGAGGUGGGCCCGGGUGCUGGUACCGAGACCGUCGUUCCCGAGGGGCAGCAGAAUGCCGUGGGUGAGUCUGGUGCUGCUGCGUGA
This is a messenger RNA of Recurvomyces mirabilis, 1803 nucleotides long. RefSeq names its product DNA repair protein rad52 (gene RAD52). Bases 1 to 1803 code for a protein of 600 amino acids. Lineage: Eukaryota; Fungi; Ascomycota; Dothideomycetes; Mycosphaerellales; Teratosphaeriaceae. Gene Ontology annotation, cellular component: nucleus. The record is from RefSeq and is a predicted model, not a curated record. Gene Ontology annotation, biological process: double-strand break repair via homologous recombination; double-strand break repair via single-strand annealing; DNA recombinase assembly. The transcript is spliced from 2 exons.